GGACGCAAAGACACGGACACCUUUUAGCGUGGGGCUCCUGGCUUUAGCGGUAGCAGCAGGUGCUCGAAACCAACGCAACAGAAGCGCUCUCUCACAUUCUUUCUUUGAUCAUGGGCAAAAGCAGAAGUGGACGAUUCAAGGACCAUCACAGUCAAAGAGGGCAAUCCAGCAAAACCCAUCAGGCUGUGAGGGAAGAUGAGUCUCUACCGAGCGACCCAGUUGAUAAGGAGGAGGAGGAGGAGAGUACAGUGCCCAGAAUUCAGCUUGCAAUGUGGGAUUUUGGGCAAUGUGAUGUGAAAAGGUGCACGGGACGGAAACUUUCAAGAUUUGGCUUAUUAAAAGAGCUGCGCGUGAAUAGUGGAUUUGGUGGCAUUGCUUUGAGUCCUGUUGGGAAACAGUGUGUCUCGAAAGAAGACUACAACUUAAUCAAGAAGAAAGGAUUGGCUGUCGUUGACUGUUCGUGGGCACGCUUGAGUGAUGUACCUUUCAUAAAACUGCGGUGUUCUUCUCCACGCCUCUUGCCAUGGCUUGUAGCAGCUAACCCAGUAAAUUAUGGUCGACCGUGUGAGCUAUCAUGUGUUGAGGCACUAUCUGCCGCUCUCAUAAUAUGUGGAGAAGAGGAAACUGCAAAUUUGUUGCUGGGAAAGUUCAAGUGGGGUCAUGCUUUUCUUUCUCUAAAUAGGGAACUUCUCAAAGCAUACUCUCAAUGUGAAAAUGGUGCUGAUAUUAUUUCGGUACAAAAUUCAUGGCUUUCCCAACAGAAUGAAAUUCCAAAGGUCACAGCCAGCAUAGAAGGGACGGCCACGGAAUCCCGCGACAAGGAUGAGGACUCGGGCGAUUCUGAAGAUGGCCUUCCCCCUCUUGAGAGGAAUAUGAAUCAUUUAGGCGUCCAGGACAGUGAAGACGAGAGCGAGUAGCUGUUGUUGACUAUGGUCCAUUCUUGCUUUUGCUGCAACAGUCUCCUGUCUCUUUUUAUCUUUUUGGUUGGCUUCUGAGGUAUAUGAAGAAGUUUUAAUUAGCGGGUUUGGUAGGAUCAGCUUUCAUGUCAUGGUAGGAUGUUUUUGUGCUUGAAUUGGUUGAGUAUUGAGCUUUCUUUAUGGUUCUGUAUUC
Messenger RNA from Rhodamnia argentea, 1110 nucleotides. RefSeq names its product 18S rRNA aminocarboxypropyltransferase. Gene Ontology annotation, biological process: maturation of SSU-rRNA. The transcript is spliced from 10 exons. The record is from RefSeq and is a predicted model, not a curated record. Gene Ontology annotation, molecular function: rRNA small subunit aminocarboxypropyltransferase activity. NCBI's taxonomy places the organism in Eukaryota, Viridiplantae, Streptophyta, Magnoliopsida, Myrtales, Myrtaceae. The coding region runs from base 111 to 917 and encodes 268 amino acids.